This is a messenger RNA of Fopius arisanus, 975 nucleotides long. RefSeq lists its product as uncharacterized. The transcript has 3 exons. The record is from RefSeq and is a predicted model, not a curated record. NCBI's taxonomy places the organism in Eukaryota, Metazoa, Arthropoda, Insecta, Hymenoptera, Braconidae. The coding region runs from base 46 to 975 and encodes 309 amino acids.
GCAAGUGGUAAUUUAGUCAUUAAGUUCUGACAACCGAUCAUCCAAAUGUCAAGUUUAUUCGUCUUUGUUCUAUUAAGUGCGUCGAUCAGGCGCGGAAGUUGUACGCCAACACGAGUAAUACUCGACGGCAACACGAGGGAGCUUCCAGCACCGUUGACAUCCUGGUACCUUUGGGACACUGAUGGAGGACUUUUUUCACCACGUAUCCCUCAGUUUGACAUGUACCGGCCAGGGAAGGCUCAGGGAAGGAACUUCGGUUACUACCCCUUGGGGAGAAUGCGUGCGGAAAGAUUGCCGAUGGGAUUCCUGAAUGGUCGUCAGCCCACUCGCCUGUUGGAGACACGAUGUGAAAAUCUGGAGGACCUGAAAAGGCAGGAUUUCUUCAUGUCCUCCGGAACACCAAUCAGGUGUCGUCGAACAAUUCGACAGUGGACGAUGCAGGAACCAUUGUACGUUGAGGAACCCCGCUGGAUUCCCCUGGACGUAAAAGGAGACUUCAACGAGGAACCAGGAUUCAACGAGGAGGACCCCUUCAUCCUCGCCAGGGGCAGACGAUCGACCGAUAAAAAUCAAUCAAACUCAUCGAGGGCUAAGCGUGAAAUUCAUCAGAGUGCGAACAUGAUUGAGGAUACUGAUGACAGAAUGAAGAACUUCUACAGGGAAUUGGAAAGAUAUCUGGCUGGUCGCAGUGGAUAUGUGCAACCCAGGAACAAACACUCCGAUAUCAUGGACAUCCUCAAUGAACCCUUCUUCAUAUCUCGUGGCAAGAAGUCCAGAAGCAAAAAGAACGAUCUCCAGAGGGCUGUGGAUUCGGAUGUUCAUCUGCAGAGUUCACCAGGAAGUUAUCGUCCCGUUCGCGAUCGCAGGGGGGAAAUCGUCGAGCAACUGCUGAAGGAACAGGAUCCAUUCUAUAUUGCCAGGGGAAAAAAAUCGACGAAUGAUCGUUUGUCGAUUAUUGAGGACUGGAAGAAGUGA